AUGAAGGGUUCCGACAAGGAGUCUACGAAGAAUGAAGAUCAAGAGAGAGAAGCAGCGGCCACUGCGAGUCAGGCAGAGGCCCUAGAGGCCAAGAAUUUCUGCACCGCAGAUUCACACUUUGCUCUGGAAGCAGAAGGCACCCAUGGGCUUGAAGAACAGGUCAUGGCUACCCUCUAUCUGGAGUCUUGCCAGGCCCAUAGUGUUGUGCCGGCUUCUCGUCUUCUGUGCCAAGGGAGUGCCUCUGAAUUGAGCCUUCGGCACCGUGGCCUGGGGCCCCAGGGUGUCCGGGCUCUGGCUUCCACGUUGACUUCUAAUCUCUACAUCAAGCGCCUGGAUCUUCGGGAUAAUGGGCUCUGCGGGGCUGGGGCAGAGGCUCUGGCCGAUGUCCUGUGUAAGAACAGCGUUAUCUCUGAUGUGGACCUGUCCGAGAACCAGAUUGGAGCUGCAGGGCUCCGGGCUCUCUGCACUGCCCUGGCCUUAAACCCUGCUGUGCAGAAGAUGCAACUGGGAGGAAACGGGCUGGAGGAAAAGGCUGCCCAACACCUCGCUUCUCUUCUGCUGCUCCACACGGGCCUGAGAUCCCUAGAUCUCAGCUAUAAUCAGCUCAACGACCUGGCAGGAGAGAUCCUUGGACCUGCCUUAGCAGAAAACACAGGACUCACAGAGCUUAACCUCAGUUGGAAUCACCUUCGAGGCCCAGGAGCCGUUGCAUUUGCCAAGGGCCUGGAGGCAAAUAUAUUCUUGAAAGUGCUAGAUAUCUCUCAUAAUGGCUUUGGAGACUCUGGAGCCUCUGCAAUAGGCGAGGCCCUCAAGGCCAACAACGUGUUGGAAGAACUGAACAUGAGAAACAACCGAAUCUCCAUGGCAGGGGCCCUGAGGUUGGGACUGGGACUGCAAGUCAACCAGACACUUCGUUUUCUUAUUAUUUCCAAGAAUCCCAUUCGAAGUGAAGGAUAUGUCAGUCUCCUUAAGUCCAUCCGGAACAACAGAUCAUCUGCCCUGGAACUGCUGGACCUCUCUGAUAUCCAAGUGAACAGAGAGUGUGAUGACCUCGCUAACUCAGUGAACACAAUUCUUCCAGGACUUUGUAUAAAGAAUAACAUAUCCAGAAGAAAAGACUGGCCAUCAGCCUCCACACCUUCCCAGACAGCAUCUGCCCCAAGUGCCUCUGGUCUCUCUAGUAUGCCACUGUAAUGUCCACACUGCUGCCCACUCGAUAUACCAUGUGCUCUAUGGCAUCUGCCAUAAUCUGGGCUUCA
Microtus oregoni (creeping vole) is the source of this 1259-nucleotide messenger RNA. It is a transcript of the gene Lrrc74b, whose product is annotated as leucine rich repeat containing 74B. The record is from RefSeq and is a predicted model, not a curated record. Gene Ontology annotation, molecular function: protein binding. The transcript is spliced from 9 exons. Bases 1 to 1194 code for a protein of 397 amino acids. Lineage: Eukaryota; Metazoa; Chordata; Mammalia; Rodentia; Cricetidae.